Messenger RNA from Felis catus (domestic cat), 261 nucleotides. RefSeq names its product protein S100-A6-like. Lineage: Eukaryota; Metazoa; Chordata; Mammalia; Carnivora; Felidae. The coding region runs from base 1 to 261 and encodes 86 amino acids. The record is from RefSeq and is a predicted model, not a curated record. Gene Ontology annotation, molecular function: S100 protein binding; calcium ion binding. Gene Ontology annotation, cellular component: perinuclear region of cytoplasm; nucleus; cytoplasm. The transcript has a single exon.
AUGGUGUACCCCCUGGAUCAGGCUAUUGGCCUCUUUGUGGCCAUCUUCCACAAGUACUUGGGCAGGGAAGGCGACAAGAACACCCUGAGCAAGAAGGAGUUGAAGUUGCUGAUCCAGAAAGAGUUCACCAUUGGCCCAAAGGUGCAGGAUACUGAAAUUGCAAAGCUCAUGGAUGACCUGGACUGGAACAAGGACCAGGUGGUAAACUUCCAGGAUUAUGUCACCCUGAUUUUCAUCUACAAUGAUGCCCUUAAGGGCUGA